Micropterus salmoides (largemouth bass) is the source of this 3210-nucleotide messenger RNA. RefSeq names its product tripartite motif-containing protein 16-like. Lineage: Eukaryota; Metazoa; Chordata; Actinopteri; Centrarchiformes; Centrarchidae. The transcript has a single exon. The record is from RefSeq and is a predicted model, not a curated record. Gene Ontology annotation, molecular function: protein binding; zinc ion binding. The coding region runs from base 242 to 1906 and encodes 554 amino acids.
CCCCUCCCUCUUCUUCCUGCUUUCCGACACAGCGAGCUCCUCUCUGUCCAUAACUUAUAUUUCCUUAUUCCCUCCACUUCAGAUCUACAGUUUAAAGACAGGUGUAACCAACAUUUGGUGAAGUGCAGGAGCUGACAGACCCCAUUCACUGCAGAAACACAUGCUGUUUGGAUCAGAGCUCAAACUGGUUUCACUUCUAAGAAAGUGAAACUUAAGACAGUCGUUGCCACUGAGAGGUGAGAUGGCGCAGAAAGGAGUUCAGCUGGACCAGGAAGCCUUCUCUUGUUCCAUCUGUCUGGAUCUCCUGAAGGAUCCGGUGACUAUUCCCUGUGGACACAGCUACUGCAUGAACUGUAUUAAAACCCACUGGGAUGAAGAGGAGGAGAAGAAAAUCCACAGCUGUCCUCAGUGUAGGCAGACCUUCACACCGAGGCCUGUCCUGGUGAAAAGCACCAUGUUAGCAGAUUUAGUGGAGGAACUGAAGAAGACUGGACUCCAAGCUGCUCCUGCUGAUCACUGCUAUGCUGGACCUGAAGAUGUGGCCUGUGAUGUCUGCACUGGGAGAAAACUGAAAGCCCUCAAGUCCUGUCUGGUCUGUCUGGUCUCUUACUGUGAGAAACACCUCCAGCCUCAUUCUGAUGUGGCUCCAUUAAAGAAACACAAGCUGGUGGAGCCCUCCAAGAAGCUCCAGGACAACAUCUGCUCUCGUCAUGAUGAGGUGAUGAAGAUGUUCUGCCGUACUGAUCAGCAGAGUAUCUGUUAUCUCUGCUCUGUGGAUGAACAUAAAGGCCACGACACAGUCUCAGCUGCAGCAGAAAGGACUGAGAGGCAGAGACAGCUCGAGGUGAGUCAACAAAACAUCCAGCAGAGAAUCCAGGACAGAGAGAAAGAUGUGACGGUGCUUCAGCAGGAGGUGGAGGCUAUCAAUCACUCUGCUGAUAAAGCAGUGGAGGACAGUGAGAAGAUCUUCACCGAGCUGAUCCGUCUGAUGGAGAAAAGACGCUCUGAUGUGAAGCAGCAGGUCAGAUCCCAGCAGGAAACUGAAGUGAGUCGAGUCAAAGAGCUUCAGGAGAAGCUGGAGCAGGAGAUCACUGAGCUGAAGAGGAAAGACGCUGAGCUGAAGCAGCUCUCACACACAGAGGAUCACAACCAGUUUCUACACAACUGCCCCUCAGUGUCAGCACUCAGUGAAUCUACAGACUCAUCCAGCAUCAAGAAACGUCCUCUGUGGUACUUUGAGGAUGUGACAGCGGCUGUGUCAGAAGUCAGAGACCGACUACAGGACGCUCUGAGUGAGAAAUGGACAGACAUCUCACUGACAGUGACUGAAGUGGAUGUUUUAUUGUCAGAUCCAAAGCCUAAGACCAGAGCUGGAUUCUUAAAAUAUUCACGAAACAUCACACUGGAUUUAAACACAGCACACGCAAAGCUGUUAUUAUCUAAGGGGGACAGAAGAGCAACAUUCAUGGAAGAAGAAGAGUCAUAUUCUAGUCACCCAGACAGAUUCACUGACAAGCUUCAAGUCUUGAGUAGAGAGAGUUUGACUAGACGUUGUUACUGGGAGGUGGAGAAAGGUGAGGGAGGAGUUUUAGUAGCAGUAGCAUACAAAGACAAUAACAGUUUAAAUGAAAGAUUUGGCGAUAAUAACAAGUCUUGGGCAUUAGGUUUUUACAAACGUCGUUAUGAAUUCAGAUGUAAUAACGUCACAUAUGCCGUCUCAGGUCCUCAGUCCUCCAGAGUAGGAGUGUACCUGGAUCACAGAGCAGGUAUUCUGUCCUUCUACAGCAUCUCUGAAACCAUGACUCACCUCAUCAGUCUCGAGACCACAUUCACACAGCCUCUCUAUGCUGGAUUUCAUCUUUAUGGUCCCACUGGAAACACUGCUGAGAUAUGCGAGCUUAAGUAGGCAAACACUGCUGAACUGAAAAUACAUGAUCCUCAGUUGAGGCAUAAUAGUUGGCUGCUGUUUUGCACUCUGUUUUCUUUGCCAUGGUACCUGUGCCUAUUAAUGCUGAUUACGCAGUUAAUCUUACGUUUCUAAGUAAGUUAAAUACUUAAAGUCCUGCUUUUAAGUUAAGUACUAUUGUUUUCAGAAUUUGGUGACAUUGAUCCAUUAAGUUGCUGUUCUUUCAAAUUUGUACAUCUGACAUACUCUGCAUGUGUACUGAUAAACUGUAUAUUUUAUUUCCAUAAUUAGCAUUGUACAUCUAAAAUUUUGGUAUAAUCCAGUUAAAUGUAAAUUUUUUCAAAUAUUUUAAGUACAGUACUCAAAUAAAUGUAUUUAGGUACCUUGCAGAUGUUUAAAGGCAGAUUUCUGUCAUUGUGUUUGAUCUGACAAACACAAACUGACAAACUGAUGGAGAAUUUAAACUGUAUAUUUUAUUUACAUAAUAUAGUGGCAUUUUGCAGCUAAAAUGUUAAGUAUAAUCCAGUUAAAGUAAAGUACAUCACUCAAAUAAAUGCAAUAAGGUACUUUGCAUAUUGUUAUGUUUAAAGUUAGAUGUCAGCAUGCAAAGUGUUGAGGCAGUCGAGUUAAAGCUGGGUAGGUUGUUUAUAUAAAUUACAAUUUAAAUGCUGAUAAUCAUUGGGUCAAUGUCUGUUAUUAAGUGCCCAUUGAACUUUAAUCUUCAAUCUUGCCCCUUGUCAGGUGUUUGCAGAUUCUCCUCUAGAGGUCGCUCUUUACAUAAUGUGUUCCACUGUCACGUUUCCUUUCAGCCUUUACUACCAUUUAGAUACCCUAUUUUGUUAUUGUUCUAAACCUAGAUCUUCUUUGUCAUUACCCACAUAAAGAGAGCAAUUCAUCUCCUGUGGGAUUCAGAUUUGAUUAAGUAAUUAUAUUUUCAUCAUUAAUAUUUAUUAUUUUAGGUAUUUAUCAAUUUUAUUUAGUUAUUUAUUUGUUAAAAUGCAUCCAACAUUAAAAUAGACCCUUUACUCAAAAUGACAUUCUGAUAUUAACCUGUUCAUUUAUUCAUUCAUUCAUGUGCUGAUGGAAUAACCAGAAUCUUUUUUUCUUCCUCAAAUCUUUUUUUUUAAAAGAAAAAAGGAAAAUAGUGUACAUGGGACAUAUUGCAUAUAAAUAUUUUGCAAACAUGUCAUUUGUAAUAUAUUUAUACCAGUUAGUUUGCUGUCAAUGUAGAGUGAACUAGAUGUAUGCGUGUUGUUUUUAUGCUCUGAAAAUGCUAAUCCAAUAAAUCUUUGAAGUAGCGUCUA